Molecule: messenger RNA, 1575 nt
Organism: Didymodactylos carnosus
Lineage: Eukaryota; Metazoa; Rotifera; Eurotatoria; Philodinida; Philodinidae
Source: the annotation of a GenBank genome assembly
AUGAUUGUUUUACGUCGAUUACCACCUACAUUGACUGCUGAACAAUUUAUGGAAACUGUUUCACCGUUACCCGAACACGAUUAUUUUCGAUUUUAUAAAGCGGAUAAUAGUCUAGGGCAAUUUGCAUUUUCUCGAGCUUAUAUUAAUAUACCAAAUAGAAAGGAUUUACUCAUAUUUACAGAAAAAUUUGAAGGAUACGUAUUUAUAGAUGGAAAAGGUAAUGAAUAUUAUUGUUCUGUUGAAUAUGCACCGAGUCAACGAAAACCAAAAACGGUCAAAGAACGAAAAGAUCCAAAAUUAAAUACAAUCGAGCAAGAUCCUGACUAUCAAGCAUUUUUGAAAAAUUUAAAUGAACCAGAACAUGAAUCAUUGCCAAAUGCCGAAACAAUGUUAGAUGAAAUUGAAAAAAAACAAAAAGAACUACAUGCUAAUCAUGGUUUAUCAAAAACGACUACACCACUACUGGAAUUUUUAAAGCGAAAAAGAGAAGAAAAAAAACUUGCACGAGAUAGAGAAAAAGAUAUUCGUCGUCAACGUGAUGACCAACGUCGUAGUUUAAAACAAGCACGAGCAGAUACUGAACAACAACAGAAAUAUGAUCGAACAAGUGCAAAACAAAUAAGAAAACCGGAGGAAUUAAUGCAAUUAUCUCGUAACAAUUUAGGUGGUGAGCGAGACGAUGAUUAUAAUCAAAAGUCACGAUAUAGUGAUAAAUCUAAUCGUCAACAAUCGUAUGAAAAACGUGGAUAUGAAAAAUCUGAUUCGUACUAUUCACAGCAACAGACAAAUCGUUCAAAUGAAUCAUCUCAAAAGAAAUCGGAUUCAAAUGAGUUAACAAAAUCAAAACAAUCGUCAGCGUCCAGAGAUGAUAGUUCAAAAAGUCAAAUGAAUACAACAGAACAACAACAAUCGUAUAGACAACGAUUAAAACAAGAUUAUUCAUAUCAACAACAACAAUCAUACGAUCAAAGAGGUGGAUACAGAAAUCAAAAUUAUUCAAAAGGAACAUACAAACAACAGCAACAACAACAACAACAACAAUAUCCAUCUAAACGAGCAUCAAAUGAUCAACAAGCAUCUGUGAAAACAACAAAAUCAACUAGCAAUGAAAAAAAUAUUCCGGUAACAAAAGAACAAAAUGAUGAUAUUGACGUCGAAAAAACGACAGUAGAAAAAGAACAGGAAGUUACAACGAAAGAUGUAGAUUCAGUUGAACCUGUUGGUACUUCCGUUUCUUCUUCUUCGAUGAUUGAUGAUCCUGUUAUGGAAACUAAACAGGAAGAUGAAGAAGAAAAUGAAACAAUGUUAACUCGUCGGGCAUCGGAAUCCGAUAAAUCACGAUCGACACCGGAUGAACAACAAAGUGUCAGUGGAGAUGAAGGAGGGGAUUUAAAUCAAAAUGAUGAACAACGACAAACGAUUUCCAGAGAUGAACAAAAGGGUUCAAAAACGAUUUUAGCUGAUAAGAAAAUUAGAGUUCGUCCAUCAAUGCAAAUCUAUAAUCCAGCAGAACGAAUAAAGAUGCGUCGACAACAACAGACGGACAAAAAAGAUCAAGAACCAUCAUCACCAUGA